This is a messenger RNA of Oldenlandia corymbosa var. corymbosa, 1547 nucleotides long. NCBI's taxonomy places the organism in Eukaryota, Viridiplantae, Streptophyta, Magnoliopsida, Gentianales, Rubiaceae. The record is from the annotation of a GenBank genome assembly.
GCCUAAAUGGAUAGCGUGCUUUGAAAAGGUCCAAGCGCAUUCGUUCUUUAAUUAUGCCAUUGAAAUUAAAUUAAUCAAUCGUCCAAGCCGCCAACUCAUCUAUAUUAUCCUUUUUUUUAAAGUAUAAUCAACACACACAGACACACACACAGCACCUGCAUUUGGUUUUUAAUUUCACACUUUAAAUCGGAAAAAAAAAAACGACAUUUCAGCAGCCAUGGUUUUACUGUGAAGCCGCUGAUUUCUUCAUUUCAAUUAUAUAUAUAAUACUUCUUCUCUUCUAUUCAUUUUCUCCUCAAAACCCAAAUUUUCAACCCAACUCAAUCAAAUCUUUACACUGUUCUACAAGUCUCAUUAAAAAAUUCAUGUUUGGUUUGAUUACCUGAAGUUUCCAAUUCUUAGGCCAUCAGAUCCAUCCACACUCUGUUUUUCGCAGAGUAUAUAGUUAACCCAUUUCUGAUACUAAUUCCUAACUUCUAAUCUAAGCUAUAUAUCUCAAUCAUCACAAAAACAGAGGAAACCCAGAACAAAAAGAAAUUCGUAAGGAUGAAGACAAAAGGCGGCCAUCAAAACAAAUUCUUGAGAAUCAUCACGAUUCCUUUCAGGGCUUUAGGAAAAGCCAGGGAUUUGUACGUCAAGAGUAUGACGAGCUACGCGACUAAAGUCGGGUACGGCACAAAUUACAUGGGCACCAAUUCCCCAAGCUACGCCACCGUCUUGCCAAAGAGUUUUAGUGCUAAUUUAUCCCGGGCCGACGAUAAUGAAGAUCUCAGGGAGCUAAUCCGGGCGGCCUCUGCUCGGACGGUGGCAGAGAAGAUGGAUAUUAAUCAAUUGAUGCUUCAGCACCAGAUGAUGAUGGGUCAACAUCAGAACAAUCAGAAUCAGCGGCCGCCGCCGCCGCAAUCGAGAUUGGGCGGCGUCGGCGUUGUCGGGCCAAAAGGGAUGCCGCCGAGGAGUAUCAGUGUCGGGAUGGCGAGGAUUGAUGAGGAGAAGCCGUAUUCCGUCACCGCCGCCGGCGGCGUCGACGGCAAGAAGUUUGGUAAGAGUUCGUCGAAGAAGGGAAUUGGGAUGCUGUACCCGAGGAGCAAAAGCUAUGCCGUUAACAAGAAGAAUCUCUUCUCCGAUUGAUAAUUUUGAUGGUGAUGAUGAUUACGGUAGUGGUUUCAGAUUCUGUUUUUCUGGGUUUUGUCUUUUUGGCGUUUUCCUGGCGCGCUUUUUCUUUUGGCUUUUUUUUUUUUUUUUCCCCCAGGAGUUCGUGUUAAAUUUCUAGUUUUAAUCAGUUCAACUUGUAAAUAUUGGGAUCUCAAUUAGUUGUAAUAUUUGCUUAAAUUUUCUGUUCAUCUUUUCAAUUCGCAAUUUUUCUUCCAUAAUUAGUUAAUUUUGGUAGUUUCAAUGUCAAUUUUGCCCUGAAGUUUAAUAAUUUGAUUUCUACUCGUUUCUUUUUUUACAAAAGAAUUCAUUUUGUUGAACUAAUUAAAGAGGGUAAGAAUAAGUUUGUUAAUUUUUAAUCUUGAUAUGGUUAGGUACAGCCGUACAAGUAGGUGACG